AUGAAGAUGAAAACAAUGUUGAGAAUUGUUGGGUUUCACAAUGGGUGUCCUGAAUACGUGGCCGCCAUCGUGUGGAAUGGUCGUUUGAACUGCCACUGUAGCACCAUCAUUACUGAGACACAUCUGACGUGCGGCCCGUCAAAUCAGGCAGUGUGGCAGGUCAGAGUGGUCGUUGUACCUGAAUGUUCUCCCGAUCUGAAGCCUGUUGUAGGUCAGAAAUUCCAAUCCUUGGAAUUCGCUUUCGCUUGCUACGAGGUAUAUGCCCGCGCUGUUGGCUUUGAUACGCGCAAACAAGCUAUGAGGAAGGUUGAUGAUGUCACGACGUGGUAUCGUGUUGUAUGCAAUAGGGAAGGAAGGAAGAAGGGUGAUGAAGAUGACCAGUUGAAUGCACGUUCUGGUUUCACUAUCAAGCGUAGGAAGUUAUCUAAGCGGUGUGGUUGUACGGCUAGUAUAUCGUUUAGGUAUUUCUCGAAAGAUUGCUUGUCAGGUUACAUAAUUGAGGAGUUCAACGAGAUUCAUAACCAUCACAUGGUUGAAACGGAACAUCAACAAUUCAUGUCAAGUAAUCGGAAGUUGGAUGAUGUACAUCAUAAAUUCAUCCUCGACUGUUCCAAGGCUAAUAUAGGACUCACGCUCACAUUUAAGUUAUUGAAGGAAAUUCUUGGUGGGUUUGACCUAGUUGGUUGCACUGUUGGGGAUAUCAGGAAUGUCUCACGGGACAUCAAAGCAUACGCACAAGGAUUUGAUGUACAAAUGGUGUUGGAUGAUAUGGCUAAGAAGAAGGACAUGUCCGAGGCGUUCACCUAUCACUACGAAGUUAACGAAUUCGAUCAGUUGGUUGCUCUGUUUUGGUGCGACGGUUUGAUGAAGCAGAAUUACCACAUGUUUGGUGAUAUUGUGUCCUUCGACUCCACGUACAACACAAACAGGUUGAAACUAACUAAUGUGUUGGUUACCUUGUAG
Messenger RNA from Salvia splendens (bonfire salvia), 963 nucleotides. Its product is annotated as protein FAR1-RELATED SEQUENCE 5-like. The transcript is spliced from 4 exons. The record is from RefSeq and is a predicted model, not a curated record. Bases 1 to 963 code for a protein of 320 amino acids. Lineage: Eukaryota; Viridiplantae; Streptophyta; Magnoliopsida; Lamiales; Lamiaceae.